Molecule: messenger RNA, 1924 nt
Organism: Cynocephalus volans (Philippine flying lemur)
Lineage: Eukaryota; Metazoa; Chordata; Mammalia; Dermoptera; Cynocephalidae
Gene: KATNBL1
Product: katanin regulatory subunit B1 like 1
Exons: 10
Coding region: 166-1080 (304 amino acids)
Cellular component (GO): nucleolus
Molecular function (GO): microtubule binding
Source: RefSeq, a predicted model, not a curated record
AGGAGAGUCGGGGCAGCAGGUGCUGGUCGGCUCCGGGUGGGCCCGAGGAGCCCCGGCCGGGAGAGGCGUGGACGGGACCUGCUGUCACUCACUAUUCAUCUUCGGGUGGAGUCGCAAUCUGCACCCAGGGAGGGGGAAGGACAGGACGCGUAUAUUUGAGAGAUUAUGGCAUCUGAAACCCACAAUGUUAAAAAACGGAACUUUUGUAAUAAUAUUGAGGAUCAUUCCGUUGAUCUUCCUAGAAAAAAGAUCUCUAAUUUCACUAAUAAGAACAUGAAGGAGGUUAAGAAACCUCCAAAACAGUUGGCUGCUUACACAAAUAGAACAGUUGGACAAGCUGUGAAAAGCCCAGAUAAACUACGUAAGGUGAUCUGUCGCAGAAAGAAAGUUCAUCAUCCCUUUCCAAAUCCUUGUUACAGAAAAAAACAGUCCCCUAAAAGUGGGGGCUGUGACAUGGCAAAUAAGGAAAAUGAACUGGCUUGUGCAGGCCACCUGACUGAAAAAUUACGCCAUGACAGUCGAACAUAUUUGGUUAAUUCCAGUGAUUCCACUUCUUCACAAACAGAAAGCCCAUCAUCAAAAUAUAGUGGGUUUUUUUCUGAGGUGUCUCAGGACCAUGAAACAAUGGCCCAAGUUUUGUUCAGCAGGAAUUUGAGGUUGAAUGUAGCUUUAACUUUCUGGAGAAAGAGAAGUAUAAGUGAACUUGUAGCUUAUUUGGUGAGGAUAGAAGAUCUUGGAGUUGUGGUAGAUUGCCUUCCUGUGCUCACCAAUAGUUUACAGGAAGAAAAACACUAUAUUUCACUUGGCUGCUGUGUAGACUUAUUGCCUCUAGUAAAGUCACUACUUAAAAGCAAAUUUGAAGAAUAUGUAAUAGUUGGUUUAAACUGGCUUCAAGCAGUCAUAAAAAGGUGGUGGUCAGAACUAUCAUCCAAAACAGAAAUUAUAAAUGAUGGAAAUAUUCAGAUUUUAAAACAACAAUUAAGUGGAUUGUGGGAACAGGAAAGCCAUCUUACUUUGGUUCCAGGAUAUACUGGUAAUAUAGCUAAGGAUGUAGAUGCUUAUUUAUUACAGUUGCAUUGAGAGAUUUCGUCUACUAAAGAACAUUUGGUUAUUCAGAACAUCCCUGGACUAUAGAAUUUUUUUUUUUUUUUUGAAGUCUCAUCCGAGAACUGUGGAAGAAGUCAAAUCCAUUUUUUCUUUUUAAAAAGCCACAUAAUAUAACCACUAAUGAAACCCUUACAAUCUGCUUCACAUUGAAGUGGAAAAAAUCCAAAGGAGCAGCUUCAACUUCAAUGAGGUGAAAAUGCACUAUGGAGAUUGCUCACCUUUGCUGCAUUUGGGAUUUAUAUGGUUAUUUGGUAACAUUGUUUAAGAACUACUGGGACUUAAUGCAAUCUUGCAUAAGACUAUAAUUUAUACUAUGUGAAAAAAUAAGCCAGGACUUAUUACUAGGAACCACAAAGACCAAUCAUCAUUAAUUUUUUUAAGAUUGUGUUUUAUAAAAAAACACUUAAAUGUGUGCAGCUAUUUUCUUAUGUUGAGAAGACUUUGAAAGUUUAAAACAUCAUAGCAAAUAAUCAAUAUUAAAAUGUUUUGUCCACACUGAGAUACUGUGUAUAUAAAAUGCCUUAAUUAUGAAUAAGCCAGUGUGUUAUGAUACCAAUAUCUGUUUAAAAAAAUUAAAACCAAUCAUGCUUCUGGCAUGAUAAAAUCAUGUAAUUAAAUUGGGGGUUUACCUUCAUGGAAAAUGUUGUUGAAAUGUAUUCCACACUAUUUUUAAAACUUGAGAAUAUUUUAAGGAUCUCUGAUUUUUUUUUUUUUUGCCAGAAUCAUUAUGUGAUGUAUGUAUGUAUAUGUUAUCCCUAUAUAAAGAAAAAGGUGAAUAUGUAUUUGUAUGAAUGUUUAACUGGAAUUUUCCAUGGAG